This is a messenger RNA of Durusdinium trenchii, 1375 nucleotides long. The record is from the annotation of a GenBank genome assembly. NCBI's taxonomy places the organism in Eukaryota, Dinophyceae, Suessiales, Symbiodiniaceae.
AUGUUCAAGUUGUUCAUCAGAAACGGAGUGCCGCGGCUGCCUGGAGACGUGACCUUGCCCCACGACACCCGCUUCAUUGAUUGGGUGGCUGUGGUCUAUAGUUAUAUCCCGUUUGUGAUUCCCUUGCUGGUCUUCUGCGAACUCCUCAUUACUCGAGGAACGCGACAGCUUUCCAUCUUGCUUUUCACAGGCAUGACCACCUUGGCCAACGAGCUUUUGGUGAAGCCGUUUUGCGCCUUGCCACGCCCUGGAGCCCUUGGCCCUGCUCCUGGAGUUUUGACCAACUCCUUGGGCGAACAUGCCGGCAGCUGCAACACCUCCUGUGGGAUGCCCUCCUCACAUUCCACCAUGGCCAUAGGCUUUCUUAUGCUGACCAUGUUUGAUGGCAUCAUUCGAGUGAAGCCCGACACCUUUUUGCUCUCACAGGAAGAGGUCGAAAUGCAACAAACGCUCAGGGAGAUGAUCUCGGUCACGCCACUAGCACCCAAGCGAGUGAUGGGCAACACGGAGUUCUUGGGCUUCUUCUUCACCUGGAUGAUUCUGCUGGGCCCGGUCCCAAUGAUGCGAGUAGUUCUUCGAGAUCACACGGCAGUUCAAGUCUGUGUGGGAGGCUUGCUCGGAGCCGCUCGGGAGCUCGGAGAAAGCUCCGAGAAAGCUCUUUUUUGGAACAGCUGUUCGGGGCCUCUUUCGUGUCCCGUCAUGUGCUCCGUUCGUAGCGUCCUUGCUCCGUUCGUAGCAAUGCCAGGAGCCCCGUUCGUCGCUUCCAUUCUACCCGUAUAUGUCAAUAAGAAGCGAAAUGUGUAGCAAGUGUAUCGCCAGUAGUAACAAGUGCAUCGCUAGUAGUAUCAAGGGCGCUGCAAGUAUACUAGCGAUACCUUAAAUUCUGCAUUUGUAUUUGCUUAUCCUUUCCUGUUGUUUUCGUUUCAUCAUCUUGAAGAAAAGGAACGCGGACAUGUUUGUCGGUGCUGUGCUGUACCCAACGGGACAAUCUGCAAAUGGUGGUGAUGAUUGCAAGGUCUAUGCACUGCUGUGGUUUCGCUUCACGAUUUGCAUGAUCAACCGCUACAAGAAUAAGGUGGGUCAAAAGUUCUGUUUUGGCCGGGUUCUUCAGACACGAGACGUCGAAAGAACAGUCCACGGAGGAGUCUCCAAACCAUGCAUAUCCACAUGGGAGUAGUCAAUCACGACCUUUUUCAAAAGAAACGAAGAAAACAAAAACGGAAGAAAAAGAACAAGAAAGGCUGAAGUGGUGAUUUGCCCGAACUUGGAAGGGUAUCGUGGCUUGCCCUCCCCAGGCAUGCUACAGCACAACUACGCUCCAGUGGCCAUGCGCGUUUUCGUGCGCUGCCCCAGAUUGGCCGAUCCGUCUAGCCGC